GCAGGAAGCAACGCAGAGGUUUUGGAUGUUGUCAAUGUUUACUAGUUGGGGUUUGGAAGUGUUCCUCCUUAAGAAACAGGAUAAGUGACUGUGAUGCACAAAGUCAUCUACAUGCUCACCUUCAUCUUUCACACACUGACUGCUGGCUGAGACUGAGACUGAGAGGAAGCCAGAAGAGAGUGCAGUACCUGUUUGUCUUACCACGGAAUAUCCCUGCACAAAUUGAAGUGUCAAGGCAGCUGUUUGUAAACUGGGCAUUUAUUCUAAACAGCUUCCAGAUGGUUUGGGUGUUCAUUAUGAACAGGAUGAGCUCUCAGAGCAGCUCGUCAGCUCAGAGGCGGCGUAUGGUUCUGGGGAUUUUUAUCCUGCUUCUUGUAGAUGUCAUUUGGGUUGCUUCGUCAGAGCUCACCUCGUACAUAUUCAAAGACAAAGAAUAUAACAAACCCUUCUUCAGCACAUUUGCAAAAACGUCCAUGUUUGUUCUUUACCUGCUUGGAUUUCUUGUGUGGAAGCCCUGGAGGCAGCAGUGUACAAGGGGCUUUCGGGGACGGCACGCAGCGUUCUUUGCUGAUGCGGAAGGGUACUUCACAGCAUGCACUACAGACAACGGUAUAAACAACUCCUUAAGCGAACCACUUUAUGUUCCUGUAAAGUUUCAAGAUUUGCCCACAGAAAAAGCUAAUGAUGUUAAUGGUGACUGUGAGGCACCAUCCAAAAAGCCCCGUGUGCGAUUUAGCAACAUCAUGGAGGUACGACAGCUGCCUUCUACACAUGCCUUAGAAGCCAAACUUUCUCGGAUGUCUUAUCCAGCAGCAAAAGAUCAUGAAUCAAUUCUGAAAACUGUGGGAAAAUUAACAGUGACACAAGUGGCAAAAAUCAGCUUUUUCUUUUGUUUUGUGUGGUUUCUAGCUAACUUCUCUUAUCAAGAAGCACUAUCUGAUACACAAGUAGCCAUUGUGAACAUUUUAUCUUCAACUUCUGGUCUGUUCACCCUGAUUCUAGCAGCCGUGUUUCCUAGCAACAGCAGUGACAGGUUUACGUUGUCCAAGCUUUUAGCAGUGAUUCUUAGCAUGGGGGGAGUUGCUCUUGUGAGUUUGUCAGGAUCUGAUAGCUCAGAUGGGAAAGACACAAUAGGUUCUCUUUGGUCACUGGUGGGCGCUGUACUGUAUGCUGUCUACAUUGUCAUGAUUAAAAGAAAGGUGGAUCGGGAGGACAAGCUUGAUAUACCAAUGUUCUUUGGGUUUGUUGGCCUGUUUAACCUCUUGCUGAUAUGGCCUGGCUUUUUCUUACUUCAUUACACUGGCUUUGAAGUUUUUGAAUUGCCAAGCAAGCUUGUGUGGAUGUACAUCAUCAUAAAUGGUCUUAUUGGAACAGUCCUUUCAGAGUUCCUGUGGCUUUGGGGUUGCUUUCUUACCUCAUCGCUGAUAGGUACACUUGCAUUGAGCCUUACAAUUCCUUUGUCCAUUAUUGCGGAUAUGUGCAUGCAGAAGGUGCAGUUCUCUUGGCUGUUCUUCGCAGGGGCCAUUCCUGUAUUUCUUUCCUUCUUUAUCGCCACUCUCUUAUGUCACUACAAUAACUGGGACCCAGUCAUGGUGGGGGUGAGAAGGGUUUUCGCUUUCAUCUGCCGGAAACACCGGAUUCAGAGAACUCCAGGAGACAGCGAGCAGUGCGAGAGCCUCAUUCCUAUGCAUGGUGUGGUUCAGGAUGAUGGAACCAGCUGCUGUUCAUAAGCAAGAGAUUGGAAAGGAAUAACAUGUGGCGAUGUGACAAUCCUGGAGAAGCCUGAAGGAGACUUGACGUUCCAGUGCCUCUUUUUAUAUGCUAUAGAUGACAUUCAGAUAAUUGAUCCCUUCAAGCUGAUAUGCUGUUCAUCCACACCUUUAAACUGGAUAUCAGAUUUCUUUUUGAUUAAUGGUACAUGGGCUUGAAAACAUGGAAGAAUAUACACUUUUGGACCAGUGAACCUGUUGUACUGAAUGUGGAGAUGAGAGGAUGGAGGGACCUCUUGAAACACAACACAUGUAAAGAACACUAAAGCCUGUUAAAAUGGUUGGCUUUUUUCAUUUUCAGUAGAUGCUGUAUAAUGAAUGGCAUGCUGCAAAGUAAGCCACAUGUAAAUAUGUGAUUUGGUACUACUUCCAAAUGUCAAGCUACAAUCUAAACACUAUUUAAUUAUAGUUUAUGAAUGUAGUAAAGGGUACCAUGUCAAAACAUGUACAUAAGAAUUCUAAUAUGAACAAAGAAAGUAUUAUAUUUUAUUGUGAAACUACAAAAAUAAAGUGAAAUGAAGAAUAGAAGAUCCUGAGAUUUUCAAGGUCAUCCCUUGAGAAUGUGCUGGUGUUAUAGCUGUACAUCACUACAUGUCACUUUGUGUAGGUAAACAAAAUUGGAACUACCUUUAUUUUUCAUUAAAAAUGAAAGUAGAGUGGUCUUAUAUAUUUUGAAAGAUAAAAAUCUGAUGUUUCAUGUAAGCUGUGAAUCCCACUUGUUGUCAUCAUCUUUUUCACCUUAAAGGUUAGGUGGAGUUGUAGUUAAUUUACAGUUUUAAGUGAUUUUAGUGCAUUUGAAAUAUCUUCUACCUCGGUAUAGUUUCUGUCUCACUCCAGACAUAAAAUAGAAAUUAACUUGUUUUGACUGUAACACAUCAUGGUCAUAAUGCAUUCAGCAUUCCCAACAGUUGCCUGGAGUUUGCAAUUUCUGGGAGGUAGUAAGAUUAUUUUGUGAUGGAUAAUCUUAUGUCUUUUUCUGUAUUGAGGAGAGUAUUGUAAAACAUUCACUUUCUAGCUGUUUAGUUUCUUACCGUUUGAAUGUUCGAAAGCACUGUAUUCUGUGUGAUACAGUGUUUUCUAUUUCUUCAUGGGCAGUCUUCUUUCAUGCUAACAGAGAAGAUUUUUCAAAGACUUAUUUCCCAGAACAGUAACGGGAAAGCUAAUUUACUUUGUGCAGAAGCUCCUGAGAGAGAUUUUAGUAACUAAUUUGGAACGAGAAUGAUUACAUACUUCCAUCUUUCUUUUGCCUUUGAGAGGACUGUUGUUUUCUGUAUGACGUUUAAUGUUUAUUUUAAUCAGUCUUGUAUAAUCCUUUCCGUGUGUGUUCUUGAUCUGACAACAUUGAAAUGAGUUAUUUUGCUUUUUGAAGCGUUACUUACCAUGGCAAAUAGAUUAUGAAACAGACAAGAUGUACAGUAAGAGAUGCAUCUAAUGAUUUAGCAAGAAAGUGCACAUCUCCCCUAAGUAGCAUUUUAAUGUCUGUCUUGCAUUUGAUGUUUAAAAGUGACUUUUAAGAUGAAACACUAAGAUUUCCUCAAUAUAUUGUUAAGUUUUUGAAGGUCUUUUUGUUGUUUUAAGUGGAGUCUAAAUGCUGUACUCUGUAUUCGGUUUGAUGUCAGUGUUAUUAAGUUGACAUUACAUGUCUGAAAUACCAUUACACACAAAACCUAGGCUGUUCAGGCCUCUAUUUUUGCCACAACAUUUAUUUUAGCAGUUUUCACUUUUACAAGACGAAAUGCAAAUAAAAAACUAUACUUACGAAGUAAUUUCACUGAGAGCACAUGUACAGCACAACCCACUCAGUACUAGGCCUGUGCAGCUGAGCCUGAGGGAGAGGGAAAGCACAGCAAAUCUGCUCAAAAACAAGCAAAAGACUUGCUAACAGAGCAGGAGUUAGUCUUACAGCAGACUCCCAAAGACAUUUGGAGCUAGCACACAAAAGACAUCUGGAGCAGCCAAGAACAACAUCCCUUCUAUCAUGAAAAGACAGUAAAAGAAGAAUUAUUCUUAUUAUGAGUUCUGUCUUUUCUUUGAUAUGCAACAAAAUGCUACUGUUCACAAAAAAAUUCAGAGGUUUAAAAAUACAUUUAUUGUGCAUGUGCGAUUGGUCUUGAACCGCUAUGUAAUACAAGCAGAAAGCAGGGCCUAAAAUUACAAACUUGAAUUGCAACUUUGUUGUUGGUAAACCCUUUGAAAGACUAAUCAAUAGGGUAAUAUUUGAAGCAGGUUAAAAAAAAGCUAAAAUAAAUGUCCUUAGUCUACAAAAUGUAUAACUGCUUAAGUUUUAGACCACUAAAAUGGGGUUUUACAGUAAUUGUAUUUUAUUGGUUAUAAAAGUUUAUUAAAUGCAAUAGAACAUACUGUAAUUUGCAACUUCCUUUUGAAGUUCUGAUAGUUUUGUGUGAUAGAUAUACUGUAUAUUUUCCAUAAAAGAUUUUAAGAUAUACAGUAUGAACAAUAUAUACAUUUUAUAUGCAUACAGUAUAUAUAGAUAGUAUAGCCUAUUGAGAUCCUAUUUUGUUAGCAUGUCACUACAUUUCUAUUGCUAAAGUUGAAUUAAAAGGGAAGUUUUUACCUUGGUUUUAAUGCUUGAAAAUGUAUAAAUGGUCACAAACAUAUGUCGCUCCAGCCAGGGCAAUCAAAAUGUCUGUGUGCAUAGUGUAAUGUAUGUCUGUUUAUACAGUAGAUAAAUAUUCAUUAUGUCAAACAUAUCAUUGCCCACAACACGAAAUGUUUGUAACAUUUGUUUUCUUGCUCUUUUGAACUAAGUACAAAACAUUUUUUGAGAAACAAAGUUUUUUCUCAGUCUAUAAUGGUGCUUUUAAGAUGUGUAUAUAAAAUACAAAGAAUGAGUUAGAGGAGUCUCAGGUACUGUGGCAUGAACUGAAAGAGAAAUCUUCCUUUUUUCUAAAGGUCAGACCUUUUCUAUUAUUUUUAAGGACCCUUUUACUUUUUUUUUUCUAAUGGCAGUUGUAAAACUGAUUUCCUUCUUUUUUAUGAGCACUUUUUUACAGCUAAAGCUUUGUAAUGGUUUCUGUUUCUUUUAUGAAGGUUUUUUUACUUGCCUUUAUAUGCCCACUAUGUAUGAUACUAAAGCUAACUCAUUUUCUUACCCAACCAAUACUGUCAACUCUACGAUCUAAAUCUUUGCACUUAUUUUUGGUGUUUGCUUGUUAUCCUUGGAGGGUAUUUUGGGCAACUUGAUUUGUCAUGUUAUUCCUUACUGUGUACUGUACUGAUCCUGAUCUGUUUCCCACCUCCUCUGUUCACAAAACCUUAAAUGUUCUAGAAUGGCACUAGAGAACUUCGUGAAGUUUGUCAUUCCAAAGUUUUAGCAAAGAAAAAAACACUGUUUUCCUUUUUAGAAUGCUACCAUUGAAUUGAAUAUAUAAAUUGAUCAACAAAAUUACAUCCAGGAUGUAGACCAGACCCAAAAUUUUAUGGAGUGAUCACAAGUGAUUAAUUCUAGCCAUCCUAUAGUAUCCUAUAGUUGUACAAAGAAUAAGCACCCACUGGAGAAAUGGUGUAUUUCUCACGUAGAAGAAUGUAUGAUUACAACCACCCAGUCAGUCCCAGGUGCUGCUGUUGUGAUCAAAUUGAGAAUUACUGGACCCCACGCCCACCCAAACCCUGACUGCCUUUGACCUCUGGUUCCUGCACAAGUGACAUCAUCUGAAGGGGUGGGGCUCAGCAGUCUAUUUGAAUUUAAGCCUAAUUCUCAUUGCUGAUUCAAAUUGCAUCAUUAAAGUGCUUGGGACUUUCUAGAUCCUUAGUUAAAUUUGUUCUUUUACUUGUGCAGUUUAUUUUACUGUACAUUUUAAUAAGGUGAAUUAAAAGUGCAAUACAAAAUAAACUUGAAGGACGGUACAGGGCAUUUGUAGUGAAUUGUACACAAUAAUACAUAUUGUCAUCGUCUAAAUAACAUUAUCUUUACUAAAAAAAAUAUUAUUUUUCAAAGGAUCUUAUUAAAAAAUAUAGUCCUUGUAAAAAUAGCAUUAUUGCAUUCUUGUAUGCUAAAUACACUAAAACUCUUUCCCUUGGGCUUUUGUUUUUUGUAGCCAUAUAAAGUGUACUUUGUUACAAUGUACAGUACACUGGCUGCAGUGAUGUGAUAACUGUGAUUUUGUAUUUGGCUCGUAGAUGAAAAAAAACAAUCCAACAGGUGCCUAUUUUUUUUAAUUUUAUGAUGUUAGUACUAUCAUGAAAAGAGAUGAUGUGUCCUAAAUUAAUAUUUUUCUUUGAUGAGACACAGGCUAGGGAACACUACACUCCAAAUAUCUUCCAUUCCAAAGUCUGAACGAAUGAAGCCACAGUAAAAAUUCAACUAAUGUCCAUUUUAGCUCAGGCCCUGGCUGUCCCUCAGAUUAAUGUUUUUAUAUCUUAAGUGUUUAAGUAGUUCUUGAUUUUUACUAUGUAAUAUAUCAGUUUGUAUUGUAAAUGUUCCAAUUGAUUGUUGAUGUAAUAUAAACAUUUUGUGUGAAAAGA
Messenger RNA from Lepisosteus oculatus (spotted gar), 6254 nucleotides. Its product is annotated as solute carrier family 35 member F5. Gene Ontology annotation, cellular component: membrane. Lineage: Eukaryota; Metazoa; Chordata; Actinopteri; Semionotiformes; Lepisosteidae. The record is from RefSeq and is a predicted model, not a curated record.